GCUUUUUCUGACGCACGCGCAAUAGUUUUUUGAGGAUGGCGAUAUUCAUUUUCUUCGACUUCACACAGGCUGUCCUUGUUAUCCAUAUUUAUUUUGAUUGAUAUAUGAUAAAUACUGAUAAGGAUAAAGAAGAGGGGCGAAACAAAAUAGUGAAUAAGUAUCAAACAAAAACAGAAAACCGUCAUUCUGCUCUGUUCUGUGACGAAGUUUAUUACCUUCUGUGAUCAAAUUUUGAACUUUUGUUUUCAUUUUAUACUUUAUUUGUGAUUUCUGUGGUAUUAGUCAUAACAUCAGACAAAUAAAAAUUGUCUAGAUGUAGUAGUAAUGUAAUAAAAAUAAUGCAGGAAUAUUGGACAUAGUCUAAAUGGAAGAGACACUUUCAAAACUAAACGGAUACAAGAGAGUUAUAGAAGUAGAAGACUUCAUAGACUUUUUGUAUUCUAAUAAAUUAAUAUCUGAAGAAAACUAUUAUGUUGUUCAGCAAAAGAAACAAUCUGCUAGGAUUCAUGAACUGUUUGAAAUUAUUCACUCCAAGGAAAAUUUGGAAACAGUUUUUGAUUAUUUAAAAGAUAAGUAUCCAGAAGAGGCAAACACUCAAGAACAGGAAAGAGCUUAUCGAGUAUCUGUUGCAUUAGGUGGCUUUCCGAAAUUGCCUCCAAACUAUAUUCCUAGACAAUCUCUAGUAGAAGACGUGAGACGGAAAUUUUUGAAUCUAGAAUGGAAGACCAAACUAGUAAUACAUGGCAUGAUGGGCUAUGGAAAAUCUUGUUUGGUAAACGAAAUACUGAGUGAUAGUACUGUGAGAAAAUAUUUUGAUAAUUGUAUUUUCUGGAUAAAAUUAGGAGAUUGUCACCAAAAGGAGGAUGCCUUACAACCAAUGUGGAGGCUUUAUACUACUGCAAGUGAAAUGAUCUCACAAAAAAUUUCUCAUAAUGAAGAUGACGUAGAUAACUUGAAACGGUUGCUCAUCAUGCUAUUUAUAGAUAACAGACUGAAAAAUUCCCUGUUGAUUCUUGAUGACGCUAACAAUGAGGAAGUUUUAGAGUGUUUCGAUAUUGUAAACUGCAAAACUGUGAUUACUACCCAGAAUAAAAAUAUUUUGCGGAAUGAAGAGGCUGUACUGGUCGAGGUGAAAACAGGUUUUUCCCGCAGAGAGUCUUUAAAUCUGUUCAAAAAAUCUCUCAAAGUUGAUCAUGAAUUACCUGCUGCCGCUGAUGAAAUUCAUAGUAUUUGUCAAGGUCAUCCCAUGCUCAUUGCUCUCAUCGGAUCAUAUUUGAGUGAGAAUGCUGAUUAUAUAAAAGAAGAGGAAGGAAAAAGUAUUUGGGAUUUUGUCAAAACUAUGGUUAUGAAGGGACAUUACAGGUUGAAUAAGUAUAAUACCACUGAAGUGGAUAUCCUUCAAAUGAUUAAAAAGUGCAUCGAAAAUCUUUUGACCAGCGACUUGAAGGAUCUCUACGAGGACCUUGCAAUAUUUCCCCCGGAUGUCAAUAUACCUCCAGAAGUACUCAAAACUCUGUGGGAUGUAUCCCAUGACGAUGUCCGCAACAUCAUGAACAAGUUUGCAGAGAAAUCGCUCAUCGUACCAUUCUAUCACAAGGAUCUGAAGACUUACAUUUAUGGAAUCCACGACAUUCACUUGAAUUACCUUAAAGACAUCACAAAAGACUGUUCUGUCUUGUUGCAUAGAAAGCUACUCUCUGGCUAUGACAGACUCACUGGUAAAAAUUAUGCAAAUUUACCUAAUGACAACUAUACAUUACAGUUUAUUGGUUACCAUCUGUAUUACGGAGAAUAUUUUGAUAAAUUUGAUAUUUAUUUCGAUUUAAGAUUCUUGGCAGCAAAAGUGAAGGCUGUCGGCAAGGAAGAUGUUCUGAGAGACAUGGAUAAAUAUCAGAUAUACAUAACUCGUGAAGACAAUAUUUUAUCAGAAAAACUAAAGCAGUAUAAGGAUUUCAUCAAACGUUGUGGUGGAAAUCUAUACAGCUAUGAGAAAACGGACAUUAUACAGUAUGCGUUGCGUGAAAACAGAGACAGUUAUGUAUUCAAAGAUGCCAUCAAAUUAGCCAAAACAGGGAAUCAGCUAUAUUUACAGUUACAGAAACCUUGUGAAGAAUUUGAUUAUUCUCAGAAAAUUAAUGUUAAGGAUGAUAUAACGUCAGCGUGCUUCGUAGAUUCUCCCCAGAGUAUAUUGAUUGGAACCACCAAUGGAAAAAUAAAACUGUUUUACGAACAAUCUGUCAAAGAAAUAGCUAAUUUUGUCGGCCAUGAGGGUGCCAUAAAAUCAUUGAUCAUCAGCCCAGAUAAAUCCUAUUUCUUGUCCGUUUCUAUAGAUGGGACAGUGUUGAUGUGGAAAUUUGCUGCCGACAGUGCUAGAAAUAGCCGAGAUUUCACUAAUCUGCUUCAAAUUUCACCGAAAAGCAAACAGUCCUAUUGGCAAGAUAUGCACACUGCAGAUCGUGGUCAGGUGUCCCCUAGAAAAAGGUUUGGCGUUUUCGAGUCUGAAGAAGAUCAUUUGAUUUCGGCUGGUUUUUGCAAUAAUUUUCCAAACACAUUUCGCAUCAUUACUGGUUCUGAAAGAGGUAAUGUCUCGGUUUGGGAUGCUCGGACAGAAACUCGGCUCUUCAGUACUGGUCCUAGAGGGAUGCCUGCACCAUGUGUUUUGUAUCUUGAAACACAUAUCAUGAUUUUGAUUGCAUUUGCUUGUCAGGAUGAUAUAUUUGUUUAUAGAAUAGAAGAUGACCAGCCAAGCUUUCAUUGUCAGCUUCACAAUGCAAAUAAUUGCAAUUCACUGUUUGCUAGCGAUGAUAAUUUUUUUGCCAUUAGCGACAAAAACCUUAAACAGUGGCGAUGGGAGAAAGGUAGAAUGGAGAUGGUUUAUAACAUCUCAGAUCCUACCAAGAUCAACAUCUGUUCAACUCUUACAGUUGAUAACCAAUUUUUAGUAGUUAGCACCAAUAAGAAUACAGUCUAUAUUUGGGAUAUCCAGAAGAAGAAACUGUUGAGAGAGUUUCCGAAUAAAGGGUUGGCAAAAUCUCUUGACACUUUUUACGAUGAAGACCGGUCAGUUCACAUAUUACUUAUAGGAUCUGAUAGGAAAACUUUGCAACAAUGUCACAUUCAACCUUAUGAAAGAGAACCUCAUACUGAGAAUAUGCCCAUUUGUACGCCAUUUUGGAGAAAAAAUAAUGUUCUCACCGCCGUCAUCAGCAAAGAAAACAAAAUACAGGUUUUCAGUGGAUAUAUUCUCAUUUCAGAAAGUGAGGUCAUCCAUCCAAAAGUAACCUGCACUUGUUUUUCAGUGUGUGGAAAUGAAGUGAUUUAUGGUUUGAGUAAUGGUGAAGUACAUAUUUUCAAGAUACGUUCAAAAACCAACACGUGCUUGCAAGAAGCAACUGGUGCUGAAGUGACUUACCUAAAAUCGUAUGAUCCCAGUAAUUCAUAUUAUAAUCGCACCCCGACUGGCGAGUCUGGUGGCAGUUUCGACAGCCUAGAUUUCUUAGAUUGUGAGACUGGACUCUUGAUUGUAAUAUUUGGCGAUGAGUUAGUUAAAAUCUAUAAAGGAAAUAAAGUUUAUGAAAAAAAAAUUGUGAAUCCAACAGUCUUUCACAAGUUGGACCGUUUGAUAUUUGUUGAUAAUUUCUGUCAAAUCUAUGAUUGGCAACAGGAUAAUGGAUUUGCAGAUAUUUCGAAUUCGACUAUAUCAAAAACAGUUCAAAGCAAACUCGCCGUUUUUGCGUCACACAAUUCUCAUCUGGCACUAUUUUACAAGCAAGAUGAUUGGAGAUAUAUGGAUAUUCUUUCAUUAGCUGAUAGUUCGAAAUCGCUGAGACACGAAAAAUUGGCUGAUAAGGUCAGGUCGGCCUGUUUCUCUGGUGAUGGCUCCCUUUUAGCGGUUGGAUUCAUGUCUGGCAACAUAGAGGUGUGGAAUUUGAGAGAUUGUUUCAAAAGGACAACCUUGAAACUUCAUGAUGAUCCUGUGGAAGGAUUGCUGUUUUCGCCGAACUUUGAACCAAUACUGAUCAGUUUGGGCACUGAAAUAGCUUGGUGGAAUCUCAAGUCCUUGAAAAAGAUCGUGAAAAGUAGAGGCAGACCCCAGAGCAUCGACAUUUUGGAAAAUGUCCCAUAUGAUCUCUGUUCUAUGGACUUUUCUUACUGGAGGGACCGUACACCGCUCGAUGGUAACGAUUUUCUGUUAUCAUGCAUGAAGCUAGGAGGAAAAGCAAAAUAUAUGUCUGCGUCAAAUGAUUUUGACUCUUUCCUGGCAAUCGACGAUAAUGGCAAGGUGUACAUUAUGGAAAUUGUCCGUCCUGAUAAUUAGAGAAUUAAUGAAAUUAGACACAGGCUAUUGUGCAAUUUUGAUCAGGAGAUUCGUUGAAUGGAUUCUUCAUUCAAACAUAAUUAUUGUGAUAAAAACCUAAUUUUCUCUCUACUAUCGGAUCUCAAAACGAAUCAGAUCAGCUCGACCAUGUGCAAUAGUAAUUGUUUUGCUCAACGGGUGUUAACCUAGCUCAAAUAUUCGUUGAUAUGUUCUCUAGAAUUAAUUGUAGAAAGAAAUAGUUUUAUAUAGGUAUAUUUGCAUCUAUUUCUUUCAAUGCAUUUAUUUAUUCUGUUUUUGCUAUUUUAUGUUUAUGAAUUUUGUCCUUUAUACAUGUUUUUAUACCUUUUUCAAAUGAUUUUCGGAAUUGGAUGAUUUUAAGAGGCAAAAACUGUUGCUUUGGAAAAUAUUCCAUAAUGAAAUUGUUGAAACAUUUGUUUUUAUUUAAAAGUAUGUUCUUACUUUUUUCCAAAGCAUCUGUUUUGUUUUCAGUUGUGUGACUUUCUAAGGGUUGUGCAUGUUUAUGAAUAGAUAUCAGACAAUUUUUAAAAAGAUAAAAAUAAUGGAAAACCUGUUCAAAAUCAUAUUUUUCAAUUGAGUAUUCAUAUUUGAAUUGUAUUAACACUUUUUAACCAGUUUUUAAGUCAUUUACAAUAGUUCUAACGUUUUACUAACCCAUAUUCACAUAUUUUAAAAACUUUUAAAGUGGGUCAGUAGUUUUAUAUUUUUAUACAGUAAGUACUGUUUAUGUUUGGGCUAUAUUUCUCUUCCGGUGCCAAAUGAAAUACCUCAUUUUUAGAGUAGAAUAGAAGACAAUGAUAGCUGCUCAGCUGCUAUGUCUUCUACAUCAGUAUAAUCUCCAUCGAAUUUAAAUAUUUAAUGCUAUUAGUUUUCAAUUGAAGGGUUGGAUAGUUAUUUAAAGAUCAAUCAUAUUCAGAUUCUACCGAAGAACAAAUCUUUCCUCUCUUGUUCCGUGGGAAUGCCAGUGAAGCUGUUUUAUAGUUAUAAGAGAGGCUGGACUGGUUUUAGAAGAAAAAUUAAAGUACCAAGUGAAUUCUACCAGUAAAAAAAUCCUUUAACAUAGGGAAUUAUUUUUCAAAUGACUUUGUGUAUUGAUUUUUUGAAAUUUGGCUCGCAACCCAUUUAACAUAUCGAGAAUAUAUAAGUACAAAGUUCAAUUGGGAUAUCUGGUAUAUCAAUGAAUCAAUAUACUCUUCUAAUAAUAUUAGAAUAGGAUUACUCUAAACAUAAUUUGAAAAUGAAAACCAAUUUAAUUGCAUACAUCAAAUGACUUCUUUACUUUGUUCUUGUUGAUGAAGAAUAAUAAUGGUAUACUGGUAACCCCAUUGAGAUUUUUUGAAACCAAUAUUUUUAUGAAGAUAUUUUGAAAAAUUACACAUUUCAACAGUUGCCUUUGUAAUUUACUGUUUUUCAACUGAAUUGUUUCAGCCAGAAUUUGAAAAAUUGUUAUAUAUAAAUUACUUUCAAGAAAUAAGAAAUAAUGUAUCUAUGUUCAAAUGAUGCAAGUGUCAAGAACAUCAAUUUUUUUUCAAUAGAACCGGCUGGAACAUGGUUCUUGGUUUUACUAGUCUCCUUUUAUGAAAUUGUGUUUAUAACCCAUCAUUCCUUAAUAUUUUUAUACUGUUACAAUUGAGAGAGCUGAGUUUGGGCUCUCUACAUCAUUUUGUAUAUAUUAUCAAUAUAUUUCUAUUAUUUCAAA
Messenger RNA from Leptinotarsa decemlineata (Colorado potato beetle), 6035 nucleotides. RefSeq names its product Death-associated APAF1-related killer (gene Dark). NCBI's taxonomy places the organism in Eukaryota, Metazoa, Arthropoda, Insecta, Coleoptera, Chrysomelidae. Gene Ontology annotation, molecular function: ADP binding; protein binding. The record is from RefSeq and is a predicted model, not a curated record.